Psylliodes chrysocephalus is the source of this 1066-nucleotide messenger RNA. The record is from the annotation of a GenBank genome assembly. Lineage: Eukaryota; Metazoa; Arthropoda; Insecta; Coleoptera; Chrysomelidae.
CUUUUAAAUUUUCCAAUGCCAUGUUUCUGCAAAUCUUUCUCAACAUGAGUAGUUCCAGAAUUCCUCAUUUAUCACGAUCAUUAUGCACUACUGUCAAAAGUAGUUCAUUUCAUGAACAGGAAAGAAGAAAGGUUAAAAACUAUUGGCCUUUAACCAGUGAUGUAGUAAUAGAGUGAUCCUUUAUUAUUUUGGUUUGUGGUCACAUUUUCCCCAUUUUAAUUUAUUUUGUGAUUUGUUUAUCUUAACCUCCUCGUUCCAGAAAAGAUAAACAACUUCCGAUCUUAAUAUUCUAAUGUGUGUAUUUUUAGAAUUCAGCAAGAUAAUUGAAACGAUGAAACGAUUGAAUUUGUUAGUAUAAUUAUGUAUAAUAUAGGUUCUCUGAAUAGUCUGAAUUUAACUGGAAGACAAAACUGAUUCCAAUAAGAGAGAAUUUUGAUAGAGAACCACACUUUGAAGGGGUUAAAAAUGGCAAGAUUACAAUGGAAAAAAUAUAAAACUAUUGGUUUUGCUAGUGGUGUGUUCCUCUUCGUCCUUAUGAUUCGAGCUCAAACUUUCGAACACAAAGCUUUUGUAUUUUUACCAAAAGUUCACCCGAAUGCACCAUGGGAAUUUGUGGCAGAUUUCAGCAAUAUGAGAUACUUAAAUCCAACAAUUAUAAACUUCAAUAUUAUAGAGGAAAGUGGGAACUAUGACCACUGGAAGUAUACCACCGAGUAUUACGAAAAAUUAUCCCAUUGGCCAUAUUUACCCAAUUUCGCUGUAGCUCAUUUUAAUAUCAAAGCUUCGCCAAAAAAGGAUGAAUACUACAUUCAUUCUAUCCAUAGGACCUGCUUGCUUAUGGGAUAUUAUUGUUUGAACUCCGAGAGCGAAUUCAAAUUUUUUCACAGCAAUACUUCAAAAGGUGCAUCUUGUGAAGAAACUGUCAAGUAUGAAUGUCCACUUAUUCUGUCCUCGUUUUGUAGACGGGAAGUUAAAUACCAAAGAAAUGCAAUUAUGAACAAUUUGUCUAGAAAGUUCACUGGAAAAGUACCAGAUAAUUAUUUGUAAUUGACUUCGAAUGAGAAUA